Messenger RNA from Rhipicephalus microplus (southern cattle tick), 675 nucleotides. RefSeq lists its product as uncharacterized. Lineage: Eukaryota; Metazoa; Arthropoda; Arachnida; Ixodida; Ixodidae. The record is from RefSeq and is a predicted model, not a curated record.
AUGAUAGCAAUCCUCGCCACUGCCCUCUUCAUCUUGAUUUCGGGUACAGCUUAUGGCUAUCCCAACUUAGGGUUCAAUCCUGGUGCCAAGUUUGGCAGUGGCAGUUUCGGCAUCGGUGGGCCCGGUUUCAACUUCGAUGGUGGCAGCCUUGGCAACGGGGCGGCUGCUUUCAAGCCCGGUGCCGGGUUUGGCGGUGGCAACUUCGGUGGAUCCGGUUUCAAGGCAGUUGGCGCUGGCAAUGGGCUCAGUGGUGGCUUCGGAAAUUCUGGCUUUAACGCAGGUGGCCGCUUCGGCUACGGUAGCUUCGGCUAUGGAGGAGCGGGUUUCGAGUUCGGCGCUGGCAACCUCGGCAACGGGGCAGCUGGUUUCAAGGCCGGCGCUGGGAAUGGUGGUAGUAGUUUCGGCUUUGGAGGACCUGCUGUGAACUUCGGUACUGGCAACGGUUUCGGCAGUAUCGGCUUUGGAGGACAGAGUCUCAAGGCAGCCGGUGCCGGCCUUGGACUUGGUGCAGGCUUCGCAGGAUUUAAGUCAGGUUCUGGCAACGCCUUCAGCAGCUUCGGCAGCGGGGGACCUGCUUUCAACCCUGGUUUUGGCUUCCGGGCUGGAUAUGCCCAAGGAUUCAGCGCUGGUAUUCAAAAACUCGGCUUAAAUAACGGUUCCGGUGCCUACUGGUGA